AUGCUACACAAAACACAGGAGCACGGGACAGAACUUUCUGAGCUGCUGUCAGCUAUCAGUGGGGCAGCCAUGGAGGGUCAUGCAGAACCAUCUGGAGGUGCUAGCUUAGCUCAUAAAUCAGUCAGUUUGCAUCCUGGGAACGUGAAGGACAGGGUUGUAAAGCAAAUGAAGAGCAUGCUCCUUUUCCUAAUUUUGCUGGGAGCAGUAUCUGGAAGAAGAAUCCAGUUGCUUAAGGGCUUACCUGCAACAAGCACUGUUGAAGAAAACUCAGCAKCUGGUGUUUCAGUCUAUGACUUCAACGUGACUGUUUCUCCAUUGGCUUCUGGAGGCGUUGCAAUUCUUCCUACCAUAGUAAAUUCAAAUCCACUUACGGAAGCUUUUGACAUUGAGUCAAAAGGAGGUCUUGAAUACAGGGUUGUUACCACUGGAAAACCUGUCCUAGAUUAUGAAACGAUGCCAAAGAGCUUUGAUUUGCAGAUUUUUGUUGAAGAUACAACUGGAAGAACUGACCUUAAAGUAUUGACUAUUCAAGUAACAGAUAAAAAUGAACAUCCAGUAUUUCGAGGAAAUAUGGCAAUUCAAACUGUGACCAUCUAUGUGUUGGAAGGGACACCUCCAGAACGCAUUUACCAAGUUGAUGCAGCUGAUCCUGAAAAUGCAAAACUCAGAUAUUCACUGCUCCCUGCAACAGUACCAUUCUUGAUCAGGGAAAGUGGAGCCAUUUUUUCCACAAAAGAAUUUGAUUAUGAGAAAGAUCCACAUUGUUACUUUUUAAAUAUAACAGURACAGAUCCAGAUGGACUCAACUCAACUAAAACAGUGAAUAUAAAUAUAAUUAACAUCAAUGAUGAAAGACCUUACUUUACCAUAAAACAAAGAAUCUACAGGAUUCCAGAGGAGCAAAGCCCGGSCACCAUUGUUGCCAAUAUAACGGCUAAAGAUCCUGAUGAUGAAGACUCUUCCAGCAGACUUUUCUACAGCAUCCAAUCAUCUGACAGAUAUUUCUCCAUAAAUCCAGCCACUGGAGUGCUCCAGGUAACCAGGAGAAUCGACCGGGAUGCGCUCCCACUGCGGCUCCAUCCGAACAUCUCCCUGCUCGUCUGGGUGGAGGACAGCCCCAGCAGUGGCCACCUCAGUGAAAUGGAGAUCACAAUCAUUAUUGAUGAUAUCAAUGACAACCCACCAGAAUGCAAUCCCUCUGCCUUCAGGAAAGAAGCAAAUGAAAAUACAGCUCCUGGGACAUCGCUUGUUCAUCUUAGAAAUUACUGUAAAGAUAUUGAUGUUGAUCCAUCAAACAACCAAUUUGGUUUCACUGGAUUAUCUGGUUUUGGAAGCAAUAACUUUGCUCUGGAGUCCACUGUGUCUGGAAGACUUGUGAUGACUGGAACUAUUGAUUUAGAAAACCCAUCUAAUCGAGGAGUUGAACUUUAUACUUUGACUGUCAGGGUGCAAGAUAUUGCCCAUCCUAACUACUCAAAUAUCAUCUACAUUUACAUCAGAAUAAGACCCGUGAAUGAAUUUUUUCCAGUUUUCAGUAAUUUAUCUUAUGUAUUUAGAGUUUCAGAAGUUACUAAAGUUGGAUCCAGCAUUGGAAGAGUGCAUGCCAUAGACAAGGACUUGCCACCCACUCUCAUCACUUACUCCAUUAUAGCUGGAGCAGGCACAAGGGACUACACAAAUAUCUUCUGGAUCAGCCCAACCAAAGGAGAUGUGAGAAUUUUAGCWAGAUUAGACUACGAAACAACUCAGAAACAUAUUUUCACAGUACAGGCUUCAGACCAAGAGAAGUCUACCACAGCCUCAGUAACUGUGAAUGUUUUGGAAGUAAAUGAUGAAGAACCAGUUUGUUCACCCAAUUUCUACUCACUUCAAAUCCCAGUCAGCUUAGCUGUUGGGACCAAUAUUAAUGGCUUCAGGAUUGAAUGUCAAGAUCGUGAUUCUGAUCCCAGGUCUUUCCGUUACUUCAUUAAUGAAGGAAAUGAGAACAGUCAUUUCACGUUUUCACCAAGUGCUGGCUCCAACACAUCUCGGCUGAUUCUUGCAUCAAGGUUUGACUAUGAGAGUGGAAUUGAUACAAACUGGAUUUACAGUCUGCGUGUCUACRUAACAGACGACAAUUUACUGUCUGMCAGGGACAAAACUACACGCUUAAUUAAAACUGGGACGGUGACUUUAAGCAUCAGAGUCAUCCCAAACCCAACUACUGCCACUACCAGUACGCCUGGCUUCACUCUUGUGACAAAAAGAGAAAACAUCUACUCUGGCUCAGCGUGGUACGUGCCCUUCGUCAUCACCCUGGGCAGUUUGCUGCUCCUCGGACUGCUGAGCUACCUGGGGCUGCUGCUGCUGGCGUGGCUCCGUGCCCACUGCCCUCCGGCUGGGACAGCACAUGGCACACCUCUGAUAAAUGCUCCAGAAAAGAAGAAGCCUAAGAAAGAAGUGAUUUUGAUGACAAAGCUAAACACUGUCUUUGAUGGAGAAGCCAGAGACCCAGUUACUGGCAGAAUGUACGAAUUCAAUACACGGUCAGGGGCCCGGAGGUGGAAGAAGAGCCAUGAGCCCCUUCAGCCAGCGCUGGCUGUGCCGGUGACAUCCAGUGCCACAGACAGCAGUGGCCAAGGGACAGAUAGAGCAGAGGCACCAAGCAAAAAGGAGCCUUCAGAGAAGAGGAAAGAGCUGACUGCAGCCACAAAACCAGCUGCCAAGCCUUCAGCAGGGCAAUCAGAAACACCAGGCCAGGCUGGGUUGAGACUGCAGAAGAGCAAAGAGGAGUCUGAGAACAGGGGGUUAUCCUCACCAACCCCUGAAGGCAGGAACUGACCUCCUCUCCCAAAACAAACAAACUCUGCUUUUCUAUUAAGCUGGAGUGCAUGAGACUCCAAGGCACCUCCCAACUGACCCYUGAUCUGAGCAGCCAAAGAAUAAGAUGUGAUUUUUCUCUCUAUCUCAGCUGUAAAACAAAAGGUGGCCAUAAGGUGUGUAAACCGGACCCAAAGGCAGGAUGAAACUGGAUGUACUUUUGCCAGGUGCAUGUAAGGGCAGAAGAGGAGGAAAAGAAGUAAAGUCAUGGGCAGAAGCAUUCAGUGGUCACUGCCUCCUACAGAUGCUGGCAGUUUCCUCUGAGAAGAGCUCUGCACCUCCAGCAGGCACGGCCACAUCCUCUGACUGCCUUUGGGCAUGGCAGCGCACACUGAUGUGCUUUUCUCACCAGUGAAUGGGAUCUUCUGUCCCUUCUGAACACCCAAAUGUGUGAAAAGCACAUCAGGGUAGAAAUGUUUGCUGUUAAAGCUAAAAAUAUUUUCUUUUCAUUCAGUAUUUUAUUUCAGCCCUUUCUUGCCCUCCCAUAUUGCUGUAGAAAAGACCAAGAAAUGGCUUGAAAGCAGUUCUGGAGCAGCGAAAACCCUCAGCUUCUUGUGAAAUCUCAGGCUGUCAUGUCAACAUUUUCMGCUUAUUUAUCUUUUGUAACACUAACAGCAUUCAAUAUCUUCACCUUUGGUAUUUCCUCUGGCAGAUUUAAUGCUUUACRGAAUCAAGUGGAACAUACUCAAAGGAAUAAUGACAGUAAACACACGAGGUGAAAUAAUCUUUUCUGAGUGUAAGCAUGUAUAAUGUAAGUGCUGUCUAAGAACCUGAUACAAAACAAGCAAACUCUACAAGAUUUUAUAAAAUUAUUUUAAUCUGAAGAAAAAUAAUUAUAAAUGAUGGCUUAAUGCUCCAUGUCUUGACUUGUUUUCUUUCCUGAUUGCAAAGAAGUUUUUUUGACCUCAAGGGACUGAUAUCAGGUGGCAAAAGAAAAUCUUGGUUUAAGUUGAGCAGGGGUGGCCAAUGAAGAUUUUAUUCAGUCUGUCACAUACCGACUGAAUAUUAUACAUUUGAAGGCAUAUCCUGUGUUGAAGGAUACCUGAAGGACCUGGAUGGAGAAAUCCACAGUAAUAUCACCAGGAAUCCUACACAGCACAAAACCACCUGUCAUGGUGCUGAGACUCUUUGCUGUGUUCCAAAGGAGUGGCUUGGCUUGGGAGCAGCUUCCCUAACAAACACCAAUCAUCUUCAKUCAAAUGCCAUUUCAUUGCACAAUCAGAAACCCAGCAUGUAAUGAACACCACAACGACAGAGAUAGGAAAGAGUAAUUUAUACCCUCUGAGUAUGUUAUCAUUUACUGUGUCCAUGGCAGUUGUCAUAGCUUUGUUUGAGCCUCCAGCACCGACAGGGCCAGCCACACAUUCAGUGCUCCGACCCACCCUUGUUUGCAUUUGUUAGCUGUAAAUAUAACACAUUCAAUUUCUGUGCAGGUGGUUUUGCAGGGACAUAGAGAAACUCUGCAGUGACUGAUAAUAUUGCUGUAACUCUAAUUUUCCUAGAACACUAACACCAAGCUGCCCAUAGGCAUGUCUGGCACCUACAGACCUUAAAUUUUGUUACCUGAAGAAGUUAACUGCAUUAUUUUCAUGACAGGAAGACACACAAGCAUUUGURCUUACUUUCCUGGGCAUUUCCCUAGGGCUGCUGCUUUGCUUCCUUGAUUAUUCUCAUUCUGCUUCAGUG
This is a messenger RNA of Malurus melanocephalus (red-backed fairy wren), 4545 nucleotides long. It is a transcript of the gene CDHR3, whose product is annotated as cadherin related family member 3. The record is from RefSeq and is a predicted model, not a curated record. Bases 1 to 2820 code for a protein of 939 amino acids. Gene Ontology annotation, biological process: homophilic cell-cell adhesion. Gene Ontology annotation, molecular function: calcium ion binding; cadherin binding. Gene Ontology annotation, cellular component: plasma membrane; catenin complex. The transcript has 20 exons. Lineage: Eukaryota; Metazoa; Chordata; Aves; Passeriformes; Maluridae.